UUGAAAACAGCAGGCUCCUAUCACGCAAUUAUUUGAUUGCUCAUGCUUGUGUAAUAACAGCACCAUGAAGGAUGAUAGUGCGGACUGGUGUGAUGAGAACCUUAAAAUAGUUUGUGAGUUAUUUGCCGAGCAAGUUAGGGCCAAGAAUCGAUCGGGAUCCCACUUAAACAGGCAAGGCUACAAUAAUGUAAUUGCACAGUUCAAAGAGAGGACUGGGUUAACUUAUACAAAGCUGCAGUUCAAGAAUAAAUGGGACAAGAUGAAGAAAGAUUACAGCAAUUGGAAACAAUUAGGAAGAGAAACAGGGGCAGGCUGGGACCCUGUAAAGAAAAUGUAUACCGCUCCAGAUUGGUGGUGGAAGAAGACAAACAAUCAAUUCAAAGGCAUAUCCAAGUUUAAAGACCGAGCACUUCAAAAUGAAGAUGAACUAUCUGUCAUGUUUGAAGAUCUUCGGAACACAGGUGAUGAUCAUUGGGCCCCAACUAGUGGUGACCUACCCCAAGGUACUGAAGGACAGCCAGGAGAUGAUAAUAAUAAGGAUGUCGACAUGGACGAUGAUGAUGAUAGUGAUGGCGAGGAUGGCACACCUUCUAGUUCUAAAGCAAAAAGACGUCGUGUGGUUGACAAAAAGAAGGUUAAAAAAGCAAAGACUAGUGGAGGACAGUGGAUGCAGGAACAUAUGGCUAAAAUUGUAGAAUUGAAUGAGAGGACAACCGCAUCUUGUGAAUCUGUUGUCUUGGCAAGAACACAAGACACACCUGGCUAUUCCAUAAAAGAUAUAAUGGAAUUAGUGAAGGCAUGUGGUGCUACAGCUGGCACAAAAGAGCACUUUAUUGCAACUCAAAUAUUUACCAAGAAAGCUGAAAGAGAGAUGUUCUUGACAUUGGAUACGCCCGAGGAACGCUUUAAUUGGCUGUCAAUGAAGCAUGAGUGGAUGACUGUGAACAAGAAGGGCUAA
This is a messenger RNA of Phragmites australis (common reed), 958 nucleotides long. RefSeq names its product L10-interacting MYB domain-containing protein-like. The coding region runs from base 65 to 958 and encodes 297 amino acids. The record is from RefSeq and is a predicted model, not a curated record. The transcript is spliced from 2 exons. NCBI's taxonomy places the organism in Eukaryota, Viridiplantae, Streptophyta, Magnoliopsida, Poales, Poaceae.